Ylistrum balloti is the source of this 1580-nucleotide messenger RNA. RefSeq names its product ras-related protein Rab-7L1-like. The coding region runs from base 236 to 871 and encodes 211 amino acids. Gene Ontology annotation, cellular component: trans-Golgi network; vesicle; Golgi apparatus. The transcript is spliced from 6 exons. Gene Ontology annotation, molecular function: GTP binding; GTPase activity. The record is from RefSeq and is a predicted model, not a curated record. NCBI's taxonomy places the organism in Eukaryota, Metazoa, Mollusca, Bivalvia, Pectinida, Pectinidae. Gene Ontology annotation, biological process: vesicle-mediated transport.
UGCUGAACUGUGUGGGAGACCGGUGUUCCGGCGGUGUUAUUGUCGUCUGAUGGAAUCUUAAAGCAAGUGUUAUGAUCUGGGAAUCUCCAGAGAAAGCUGACAUAAAGUGAUUAACUUAACUGAUUUCUUGUCAAUAUUGCAAUUUAAUUCAUGGAUUCACGAAGGAAUUAAGUCUUUAUACUAACGGCUCAAUGCAAAACCAAAGUGCAAAAUAGGUGUAACAGGAGCUACAGACAUGACUGAAAUUCUCUUCAAGGUCAUCAUCAUAGGUGACCCAACAGUGGGCAAGACCUCAUUUGUACAACGAUAUGUUAAUGAUUCGUACAGACGAGACUACAAGAUGACCAUUGGAGUUGACUUUGCCUUGAAAGUCGUGAAGUGGUCUGAUACACAAGCAAUCAAGCUUCAGAUUUGGGAUAUUGCAGGACAGGAAAGAUUUACAUCUAUGACCAGAGUAUAUUAUAAAGAUGCACAUGCCUGUAUCAUAAUGUUUGACCUCACACAAAGAUCAACAUUCCAAAAUGCUGUCAAAUGGAAAAAAGACCUGGAUGCUAAAUGCUCUUUACCUGAUGGUUCCACUGUGCCGUGUUUACUACUGGCCAAUAAGUGUGACCUGAGCCACAGAGAGGUCGAACAGAAUGAGAUUGAAGACAUGUGUAAGGAGCAUGACUUUGUAGGGUGGACAGAAACCUCAGUCAAGGAGGGCCUUAUGAUCGAGGAGUCCAUGAGGUUUCUGAUGGAGGAGAUGAUGUCAAAACAUUCUGAGUUAGAUGGAUUCUCUGAAUCAUUGCGACAGUCUGUCAGUCCAGGUACUGUACAUCUCAAGUCACAGACAGUUCACCUUACUGAAGAGUCUCGGUGUGGGUGCUGACCCGGACUCCUAUAGGCUUUAAUAUAAAGGUCAUGCUCAACUGUGUUAGUGAUCAAGACUUGAGAGCAUUAUGCCUUCAUUUGUAUUCAAUAAGUUGUGUGUAUAUAUAUAAGACAAGAGACCUGUUAUUGUACUGCAGAUUAAGCAGUGACUUCGUCAGACUUGAGAAUUUCAAGGAUUUUUUAUUACCCAUUGUAGCAACACAAAUGAAGCAAUGUAACUGUCAUUUGGCUCUGAUAAUAUAAUAUUGUGAAAUGUUGGUGAUAUGGACCUGGAUUGUCACAUUGUGGAGUACUGGUGAUAUGGACCUGGAUUGUCACAUUGUGGAGUACUGGUGAUGUGGACCUGGGUUGUCACACUGUGGAUUACUGGUGAUGUGGACCUGGGUUGUCACACUGUGGAGUACUGGUGAUAUGGACCUGGAUUGUCACAUUGUGGAGUACUGGUGAUGUGGACCUGGGUUGUCACACUGUGGAGUACUGGUGAUGUGGACCUGGAUUGUCACAUUGUGAAGUACUGGUGAUGUGGACCUGGGUUGUCACACUGUGGAGUACUGGUGAUGUGGACCUGGGUUGUCACGCUGUGAGGUACUGGUGAUGUGGACCUGGGUUGUCACACUGUGAGGUACUGGUGAUGUUGACCUGGAUUGUCACAUUGUGAAGUACUGGUGAUGUUGACCUGGAUUGUCACACUGUGGAGUACUGGUGAU